AUGAUUAGAUUUAACAUAUUUUGGUCGCAUGUUGUCUACGACAAAGAUUUUCUCAACCCACUUCUAUAUUUCCUACAAGAAUCGUUGCCAUUUUAUGUCUCAUUGAAAAAUAUUUUUGAAGAUAAUGAGACUGCACUUCGGCUUUAUGAAAAAGUAUGUCGAAAUGGUAUUGUAAUUGUAUGCCGUUUAAUAACAAACCGUGAAUCAGAAAUCGAGUUUAUGUCAAAAGAAAAACAAGCAGAGAUCCUCUACAGCAAUUUCAUCAUUUCGAUUCCAAUGAUUUUUGAUUUGGUGACAUUAUUAGGAAGCAACAAUAAAACUUUACUGCAGAAAAUCAUCGAGACUUUGGUGAAAAUUGAACCAAAGUAUUUGAAUGACUUGAAAAUGGGAAUAAAAUUCAUUCAAAGCACUUUCAUCAAAAUGCGAGAACAGUUGAAAGUAAUUGAGACUGAAAAUAGAGAUUUGGACGAGAAAUAUGAAGAUAUUACUUUAUAUUUGAUGAAUAUUGCUUCAACACUUAAUCUUAUCAUCGAUACAGCUUCAAAUGAACUCAAAACAUUUUGUAGUCGUGAUUUUCAUCUUGAGCAAUCAAUUGCGAGCCUCUACGAUAACUUCAUUCCUAUUCUUUAUAAUCUCGCGUAUUCAUUUGAUCCAGAUGCAUGGUUUCUAACUUACAUCAGCUAUGCACGCAUAGAACUUAUCAACUGUUACAGAAACUUGAUAAACCGUGGAAUUUCGGCUAUUUUAAAUGCAGGAGACAAAAAUCGUCGCAAACUUGCUGAUGAAAUUUUAUCAAUAUUAACCGAGUGUGCUGGUUACAAAACUUUCAUUAUCGAUUAUGUUCAAAUGUAUCCCAUUGAGAUGGACUUAGACAUCAUCACACAAGGAGGAAAAAAUAUUGACAAAAUUAAACUUAAUUUUGUCUCUGAUGCUUAUAAAAUUGAUCAAGCUGCGUCUAAACUAUCUAACGGACAUCACAACAACGAUAUUGUUGAUCCUUUAAACGGUGAUGAAGAAUUUGAAGGCGCAUGUGCUUUGCCUGUUCAUCAAAAUGAAUUUAGUAAAGCAUCAAUGACAACUCAAAAUGUCGAAGAGGUUUUACAAAUUGAAACCAGUAAAAUUUUGGAAUUGUUUCCACAUUAUGGUGUUGGAUAUAUUCGAAGACUAUUGGCGUACUACAAUAACAAUUCAGAAGAAGUUAUAUCGAAGAUUGUUGAAGGUAACUUAGAUUCAUCAUUCAAUGAUUGUGACAUCGACGAACCUUAUAUCCCUAAAGAUAUUCCUGACAAGGUUUUUCUUGCGACUGGUCUUGAACGAUCAAAUAUCUACGAUGGUGACAAAAGGAACCGAAAACUUAUCACGAACUUCUAA
Messenger RNA from Clunio marinus, 1371 nucleotides. Lineage: Eukaryota; Metazoa; Arthropoda; Insecta; Diptera; Chironomidae. The record is from the annotation of a GenBank genome assembly.